AUGGCUCUUUCUGGUAUCCUGACAAAAGCUGAAAUUGCUGCUGGCCUACAGAGCUGUCAAGCUGCUGAUUCAUUCGAUUACAGAAUUUUUUUUUGUAAAGUGGGUCUCAACUCCAAGUUCAAAGAGCAGCUCACCAAAGUCUUCAGAAUUCUUGACCAGGACAAGAGUGGCUUUACUGAGGAAGAUCAACUGAAACUUUUCCUCCAGAAUUUCUCAGCCAGUGCCAGAGCUUUGACGGAUGCUGACACCAAGGCAUUCCUGGCAGGAGAUGAUAGUGAUGGAGAUGGUAAAACUGGAAUGGAUGAGUUUCAAGCUCUGGGCAAAUCUUAA
Messenger RNA from Grus americana (Whooping crane), 330 nucleotides. Its product is annotated as parvalbumin beta-like. The record is from RefSeq and is a predicted model, not a curated record. Gene Ontology annotation, molecular function: calcium ion binding. Gene Ontology annotation, cellular component: nucleus; cytoplasm. NCBI's taxonomy places the organism in Eukaryota, Metazoa, Chordata, Aves, Gruiformes, Gruidae.